AUGGAGGAUUCAUCAGCACUGUUGACCCACAUCGAAGACGAAGACACUUCUCAACCUUUGACCUUCGACAAGAUUUUCGAACAGAGCUUAUCUGAUUUAGGGUUCUCUCAGUUCCUACAGAUACUUCUUGUGGGGCUUGCCUUCAGCUUCGAUGCGCAGCAGGUAUUCAUCACAGUCUUCACAGACGCAUAUCCCACCUGGCACUGUCUCGACCACACGGUUUGCACUCCGGCAACCACCGACAUCUGUCAACUUCCCCGGUCAGCCUGGGAAUGGGACGGCGGGUUCAAGGGUAAAACCGUCAUCUCAGAGUUCGAACUCGAGUGCUCGAGCUCUUUCCUCAGAGGUCUCCCCACGUCUGCUUUCUACAUGGGUUCUAUCGCUGGAGGGGUUUUCAUGGCUAUGAUCCCAGACAGUUUCUUGGGUAGGAAGCAACUACUUUUAUUCACAGCUCUAGCGAUGUCAUUCACUGGAAUCUCAAUCUUCUUCUCAACCAACAUACGGAUCUACGUUUCCUUAAAGUUCAUCAUCGGAUUUGCGCGUUCACAGAUUUGUACGUACGCGUUCAAUCUAAUAGGCGAGCGAGUUUCCACCAGAUGGAGACCGCGAGUUGCUAUGAUUCCUUUUACUCUCUUUGUGUUAGGGUUCAUGUCCUUGUCUGGAAUAGCCUACCUUGUUAGACACGUUUCUUGGAGAGUCCUCUAUCUCUGCACAUCCGUUCCAGCAGCUAUCCACAGUGUUUUCAUCUAUUUCUUCGCCCUAGAGUCUCCUCGUUGGCUUCAUGUGCAAGGAAACAACGAGGAAGCCAUCGAAGUGCUCAAAAAGAUUUCACCUGCAAACAUAGGUUACUUGGAAUCAGUGUCUUCUAGGUUACCUUCAAAAGAUGACGUGGAAAACACUCCAAGCAGCUCGAUCAAGGACUUGUUCAUCAGAAAAUGGGCUUUUAGAAGAAUCUUGGUCGUUAUGACCAUAAUGUUCGGGUUAGGAAUGAUGUAUUACGGAGUUCCCUUAGCGGUUAGAGACAUAGACGUGAAUAUCUACUUAAGCCCUGUUCGUUUGGUUGCCGUCGGUUUCAGCGUCAGUAUCGGCGUCGGCGUCAGCGAUUCGAGCUUAGCUUCAUCCAUGGAGCCACUGAUGCAUCAGACAGUGAGUUUCUUCUCCUUCUUCACUUUUGCUUUUAAGCUUAAAGGGUUUCUCAAAGUCUCCAUUUUUUUCCUACACUGGGAGAGCUUGGGAGAGCUUGAAUGA
Molecule: messenger RNA, 1248 nt
Organism: Raphanus sativus (radish)
Lineage: Eukaryota; Viridiplantae; Streptophyta; Magnoliopsida; Brassicales; Brassicaceae
Product: organic cation/carnitine transporter 5-like
Exons: 2
Coding region: 1-1248 (415 amino acids)
Biological process (GO): transmembrane transport
Cellular component (GO): membrane
Molecular function (GO): transmembrane transporter activity
Source: RefSeq, a predicted model, not a curated record